AGGGACACAUAACGUACAUGGGUCACCUACUCCUAAUAAUCCGAUAACUUAAAACAUGCCUCUCAACUUCAAACUCAAAGUUAUAAAAGUUCCAAAAUUUCCAUGCUCUAUAUACACCUAAUGUAAAAGCAGGCUAUCUUUCUUUGAAUUAAUCUAACAUAUAAUAAAACACACAUGUUUAUCUCCAAUUCCUCUUCCGGAAAUCUCGUUGUGGCCGUUGCUCUCCUCUUUGUCGGCGCUCUAUAUGUCUGCUUCUCCUCACGUUUGAUCUCUGAUCCUAUCUCCGGUCUAGGACACAUUGGUAACCCUCUGAGAACGAUCAAGUUACCGGUGAACGAGCUAGAGUCGGCGCUGGACAGUGCGGCAAUAGGAAACAACAAGACGGUGAUAAUAACGAUGGUGAACAAAGCGUAUGUGGAGGAGGUUGAAGGAGGGAGGACGAUGUUGGAUCUGUUUCUAGAGAGUUUAUGGGAAGGAGAGGGUACCGUGUCACUUCUGGACCAUCUGAUGGUGGUGGCAGCGGAUCAGACGGCCUACGAUCGCUGCCGCUUCAGGAGGCUACACUGCUACAAGAUGGAGACAGAGGGAGUUGACUUGCAGGGAGAGAAAGUCUACAUGUCAAACGAUUUCAUUGAGAUGAUGUGGCGGAGGACUCAAUUGCUCCUAGACGUCCUCCGCCGUGGCUACCAUCUCAUUUUCACGGACACUGAUGUGAUGUGGCUAAGGAACCCCUUCUCCCGGCUAAGCAACAACGGGACCCUGGAUAUGCAGAUAAGUGUGGACAGCGGCAUAGGAGGACACUUGGUAAACACUGGCUUCUACUACGUCCGUUCCAACAAUAGGACCAUCUCUCUUUUCCAGAAAUGGUACGACAUGAGACUCAACUCCACGGGCAUGAAGGAACAAGACGUCCUCAAGAAGCUUCUCGACUCAGGUUUCUUCAACCAGCUCGGUCUCACUGUUGGCUUCCUCAGCACCACCCACUUCAGCGGUUUCUGCCAAGAUAGCACUGACAUGGGCGCUGUCACCACCGUUCACGCCAACUGCUGCCGUCACAUCUCUGCCAAAGUCUUUGAUCUCACUCUUGUUCUUCGUGACUGGAAACGCUACAAAGCCUCACAUGUCAACACCAAGUGGAGCCCCCAUGCUAAAUGCUGGAGUUCAUGGAAUGAUACCCAAUAUACCCCCAAAACCUGAGCUUCUUGUCUAUUUAUGGUAAUGAGAUUGUGUCUAUAUACGUACACACGACAAAAUUAAUUACAUACAUCUCUUCUUUCUUCA
This is a messenger RNA of Raphanus sativus (radish), 1281 nucleotides long. RefSeq lists its product as uncharacterized. The coding region runs from base 175 to 1197 and encodes 340 amino acids. The record is from RefSeq and is a predicted model, not a curated record. The transcript is spliced from 3 exons. Lineage: Eukaryota; Viridiplantae; Streptophyta; Magnoliopsida; Brassicales; Brassicaceae.